Molecule: messenger RNA, 1240 nt
Organism: Botrytis cinerea B05.10
Lineage: Eukaryota; Fungi; Ascomycota; Leotiomycetes; Helotiales; Sclerotiniaceae
Exons: 1
Coding region: 195-1148 (317 amino acids)
Source: RefSeq, a predicted model, not a curated record
GCCUUGUCAAAUUAUUUUUAUUCUACGAACGAAUCCUUUAGCCUUGUCAAGUCUUACAAUAAUAAUAAACUCAUUUUGGUACAACGAAUGAACAUACGCCGCAUUACGCGGUAACGCAGGACGAAGCUACGCAACUAGACCCCCCGCACGAGGAUUCAAAUAUCGCACGAUACAGCCAUUCAGAAUCGCGCAGCAUGGUCAAAUUCGCAGAUGAUCAAACGGAGGCACCUCCACCCAAGAAAGAAACAUGGGAGGAAUUCAAUGCGAAAAUGAACCGUAUACAAAUGGCCCUCGCAAAACGUGAAGCCAUUGCGGAAAACAUCCUAGCAAAAUAUCCUACCGAACGACGCCGUAAGACGCAGGAGGAAAUUGAUGCUGAGGAUGCCUUAUGGUUCCCUACACCGGCGGGAAAUCAACCACUUAACACAGAUCCAGCUUUUGCGAAAUAUUUAAAGCCGGCUGCGGAACGGAAUCAGAAAACUUUGCGCGACAAAAUGCUUCCUUCGAAGGAGUUAAGAGCUAGCAAAUCGAGGGAUGCCGAGGAGAAGGCUGCAAGUGCGAAGAGGGCUUUGGCGGAUGCUAGUAGUGAUGAGGACGAGGGACGAACUGCUCUAGGGAAAGCAAAGAAGCUGAAAACGAAACACAACAAGACAAACGGAGGGGAGGACGAUAAACCACUGAUCAACAAAGCCUUGCUUGCUCAAAAUCAGGUUGAGGAAGGGAAAGAACUGGUUAACAAAGCUUUACUACUCCAUCUGGAAGAUGCAGAUGAAAGCACGGAAGUUACCUCGAAGAAGUCGAAGAAAAAGAAGAGGAAGAAGUCCAAACAAAAGAAUGCGCUGGCGGAAGAGGACAAUGAGCAGAGUAAUCUGGAGGAUAAAUCACCCGAGGCUGUUGAUCAAAUGGAUGUGGACGAAGAAGACUUCAAUUUAUUCCGCAGCAAACCUGUCGAUGCGAUUCCGAAAGACAAUCUACUUACCGAUACUGAAAAAGCUUAUGAAGGAGACCCUGAGAAUGAACAGGCAUCAGAUGACGAGAGAAAGGCGAGACAAGAAGCAAAGAAACUUCUGAAAGCCCAGAGGAAGAAAGAGAAAAAAGACAAAAGGAGAGAAGAAAGGUCAAAGAUGAGUGUCGACACAGAAGACUAACAAUAGCUGAGGUAAAUCAUGUACAUUAGGUUUGGGCAUACUAUUUUAAUCUGCACCUAUAAGAACAAACUAUGAAUUAAGUCUAGAAGACA